CGUCGCGUGGGAACCGAUUAUCGCAUCUUCUUAUCAAAAAACAUCCUCUCCUCCACCAGAAAUCAAUUCAACCCAGUCCGUACAGAAAAGCAAAACAGAGAGAGUCGGCGAAGAAAAAUGCUCUCAACACCCUCCUCCUCCCACCGCCAUCGCCCACCCCCAAGCGAACGACGAGACCGACACCGCCAACACACCGACCAACCCCCAAUCCAACCAGCCUACGAACCACCCAUCGCACCCCUAAACACAACCGGCCAACAAGCCCUCGCGGCCCUCUUACAGACCAACUCCCUCCGUCACCUAAAGACACACCUCCAGCACGCGGGGGAGAAACUAACCGACUCAGCCGGCGAAGUCAACGAACGACUCACCGAAGCACGGGGACGAUACGAGAAAGAAAAACGAAAGAAGCGGGCCCGCGAAAACGACCACGAGAACCACGGAGAGGGAGAUAGUCGCAGUCCCACCGUUGCACCGGAUAAUGCGAACGAGGAACUGGCGCGGUUAACGCGGACCGAGGGAAAGGUUAAGGAUGUUACGGCUUUGCUGGAGGAGAAGAUGAGGGGGAUUGUCGAUGCUGAGGUUAAGGUUGAUGGGUUGACGGGGGUGCUUGUGGAAUUGGGGCGGGAGGCUGAGCAGGCGAGUGUUAGUGGGAAUCGGCCUUCGCAGAGGAGACGGCGGGGGAUGAGGAGGGUUAAUGAAGAUGGGGAAGAGGAUGAUGAUGAAGAAGAAGAAGAUGAGGAUUACGAAGCUACACCGGAGCGCGAGGCGAGAGCUAGGGAAAUCGCACCGAGUCGGAGGCUGGAUGAGAAAUUGAAGGAUGAUUUUGCUAAUUGGGAGAAUCUGUCACUUACGCAACGAUACUCCACCCACAACUCCUACAUAGGCUUCUACCGCAUCGUCCACGACGCCAAACAUCCAGGCGAAGACAUCCCUCCCCUCCCUCACGCCUCAACCUGGUUCAACCACAUGGAAGACCCAACCUCCACCUCAUCCACCACCACCACCUCUAACCGCCCCAACCGCCGCACAAGACGCGACCCCUCCCCCGCCGACUCGGACGAAAUCGCCAUCGAACGCGAACGCAUCUCGCUAAAAUGCCCCCUCACCCUCCUCAACUACCGCGACCCCGUAACGAGCACGAAAUGUCCGCACAGUUUCGAGCGCGAGGCCAUCUUCGGCAUGAUCGCCCAAAGCCCCAGCACCAUCCCUGACCCGGCGGGAGGCAGGAAUCGGCGGGUGAAGACGGUCAAGUGUCCGGUUUGUUCGGUGGUGUUGACGGCGGAGGAUUUGCGGGGUGAUCCUGUUUUGUUGAGACGGGUGCGCAGGGCGGAGGCUGCUGAGCGGCAGGAGGAGGAGGAGGAUGACGAUGAGGAUGGGAGUCAGGAUCGGCCUAGGCGGACCAAGGGUAGUCGGAAGAGUGGGAUUACUGUCGCUAGUGAUGAUGAGGAGGAGGAGGAGGAGGAUGCCGAUGAUAUGGAUGUUGAUGGAGAUUCGGGUACUGAGCGUGCUCAAUCUUCCCAGCAGCAAAUCCGCAUCAAGCAGGAAAGGGCCAUUUCUCGUGGUCUGAGUACGGCUCCAGAUAUGAUGGAUGAUGAUGAAGACUAGUCUGGUUCACAUUUUAACAGUACAUUAAAUAGUUAAUGUGAUAUCCCUGUAUUUUAUUACGAUCUUGGGUG
This is a messenger RNA of Aspergillus wentii DTO 134E9, 1679 nucleotides long. Its product is annotated as SUMO ligase MMS21. The coding region runs from base 118 to 1608 and encodes 496 amino acids. The record is from RefSeq and is a predicted model, not a curated record. Gene Ontology annotation, molecular function: SUMO ligase activity; zinc ion binding. Lineage: Eukaryota; Fungi; Ascomycota; Eurotiomycetes; Eurotiales; Aspergillaceae. Gene Ontology annotation, biological process: protein sumoylation; double-strand break repair via homologous recombination. The transcript has 2 exons. Gene Ontology annotation, cellular component: Smc5-Smc6 complex; nucleus.